CAGCAUCAUUUCGCAAGCGACCCCACUCAUACAGACAUAUCCUUCCACAGUCUCUCCCUCCUGAGAACCGACACAACAACACACACACACGUUUCUCUCUCACUCACAUGGCACAUCAUUGUUACCCUCAUUGCACAUCGUCGUGAUGAUAGCAAGCGCAGGUUCGGCCGUGGGCUCCGAAGUGUUUUGGGCGCUCGCGCUUCUCGUCCUUUCCAUCCUCGUCCUCCUGAUCCUCCGCUUCUACCUCCCUCUCCGGAGCACUCCAGCCUUCGUCCUUGUCACCGUCUUCUUCGCGCUAUGGCUACCAGCUGGAAUCGUCCUGCUCGUGCCCAUAGAUCUGGCGUCGAGCGCCCAGACCGAUGACGAGGCGACAAGAGGCAUCUGGCUGCCCCAGAGGGUCGUCCAGACAUGUUGGCGCAUCGCCUACUGGCUCACAUUCGUGCUCACAUGGUUCACUCUCCCCAUCCUUGCCGAGUACUCCGACGCCGGUUAUCGAGAACCCAAGGGCAAGUUGAUGUACUCGUUGCGGUCCAACGCCCAGUACUACGCCAUGAUCUUUGGCUUCGGAAUACUCGCAUUUGUCUACGUCCUCGUUUCCUACGGCAUCCACCUCGAUUCUCUCAAGAGUCCCGUCAUGGCCCUUGCGUACUGCUGGGGUUUGGUGUUGGCUAUCUAUCUCAUGGGCCACGGCCUCGUGUCCAUCCCUCGAAGUCUGAUCCGCAACGCCAGCAUCAGCGGCCGGCUUCGCCGGUUACAACAACAAGCGCCCAAGUUACACGAGCAGAUGGAGGAUGCAGAGACCGCACUCGAAGAGCUGGAGAACCAGGUGGCCGAGUUGAGCCGGCGCAAGACCGGGACUGCCCUGGACUUCCAGGACUGGAUCGAGGAGCUGAUGGACCUCACAAACCUUCCCGAGGCACAGCCGAGACCACAGACGGCCAUCGGUGCAGCUGCCACCAGGCGUGUCCCCACUGUCAUCACCGAGAAAUACAUGGCGGAGCUCACAAGAGCGCUCAACAGGGCGCGGCAUGCGCGAUCGCGCUACGUCAACGAGUGGAACAGACUGCUGCGGGACGCCGCCAAGGCGCAGGCUAUCCUAGACUGCGGACCCUCCAAGAAGCUGGACUUUGGUCGCGCUGCGCCCCAUGCUUCGUGGUGGGAGCGUCUGACCAUCCUGACACCCUACACGAGAUAUCUCCUUCACUUUCACGUGAUGCCCACGGUGAGACUGGGUUUUGGUGGUCUGCUAGCCCUGGCCUCAGCUUGCAUUAUCUGGUCCGAGAUUGUCAAGGCAGGGCCAGCCGCACUUGUCAAACUCUCGGUCAUCCGCGUGAGUGUGGUGCAUCACUGGACGGGCGACAAGGGACAGGUUGGCUUUCCUGGCCAGCUCAUCGCAGCGUUAUGGCUAAGCUAUAUGUGCGCUGCCGCGCUGAUCUCCAUCACCGAGGUCAAGGUCUGGCGUGGUCGGGCCCUGGUCUGGCGCAACACUGCCCAUGAGUCCGCAUUCUGGUACGCCUCGUACGUUGCGAGGCUCAGCGUGCCCCUGGCAUACAACUUCAUCACGUUCCUCUCCAGGGACAUCUAUGAGAAGACAACAUUUUACGACUUCCUCGGUCGUUUGAUUGACCUGACGUCUCUGGGAAGCUGGUUCAACAGGCUCUUCCCGUUGUUCAUCCUCCUCCCCGUCUGCGCCACCCUCUUUGGCCUGUACGGCAAGGUGAAGCGAACAAUUGGUCUGGCAGAUAUCAUCGACGAGGAUGAAGAGAAUGAAUUGGGUGCCUACGGUUCAGGAAACUGGCGUGAGGGUCGGGACCUGAUCGAGCGUGAGCUGAACGGGACGUCCAUUUCGAGGUCACUGCCAGGCGCGGCGGGAUCCGGAGACAGGUCUGCCGCCCCCAUCCGAUCGAUUCCCAGCGCCCCGAACCGGAUCGGCAGCCCCUCCACCCCGCUGGGAAUGAGGCUCGGCCCGAGGCAGCAGCGCGGUCUGGACCCCGAGGGGGACGAGGAGGACGAUGACAACUUCUUCACCUCCCUGGGGACCCGGAUCAAGAACACGGUGGACACGAUCGAUACGCCCAAGUGGCUGCAGGAGAUCACCAAGAAGCCGAAAUGGAUGGACAACGAAGGUAAUAAUCAUCAUGAGCGGGGGGAAUCGCGUUGGUUUGGUGGCAACGGCGGAGAUGGUAGGAUCCGAUUGUAA
Messenger RNA from Cryphonectria parasitica EP155, 2200 nucleotides. RefSeq lists its product as uncharacterized. The transcript has 4 exons. Gene Ontology annotation, cellular component: membrane. Bases 146 to 2200 code for a protein of 684 amino acids. The record is from RefSeq and is a predicted model, not a curated record. NCBI's taxonomy places the organism in Eukaryota, Fungi, Ascomycota, Sordariomycetes, Diaporthales, Cryphonectriaceae.